GCCCACUUGCAGACGCAACUACUGGCUAUGAACUUGCAGCAAGCACCAAAGGUUGCCGAGGCAAUCCUUCAAAUGAACAUGUUCACCCACUAUGACCGGGCAUACAUUGGCCAGCUGUGUGAGAAAGCUGGCCUCAUGCAGUGGGCCAUGGAGCACUACACUGACGGGACUGACUUGAAGCGAGUGAUGAUGCACGCACAUCAGAUGACGCCAGAGUUCUUGAUCCAGUACUUCUCCCGCUUGUCACCUGAGACGGCGCUCGAAUGCCUCACCGAUCUCAUGCGCCACAACCGACAAAACUUGCAGGUUGCAGUGAAGGUUGCUAUCCAGUAUCACGAGCAGAUUGGGGCGGUGAAGAUCGUGGACAUGUUUGAAAGCUUUGGCUCCAAUGAAGGAAUAUUCUACUUCCUCGGUGCGAUUUUGAACACCAGCACCGAUCCUGACGUGCAUUUCAAAUAUAUCCAGGCAGCAAGCCGAGUUGGCAACAUGCAGGAGGUGGAGCGUGUGUGCCGGGAGUCGCAAGUGUAUGACCCGACUGCCGUGAAGAACUUCCUCAAAGAGGCGAAGUUGCCGGACCCGCGGCCAUUGAUCUAUGUGUGCGAUCUGCACGAUUUUGUGGAGGAGCUGACAGACUAUCUCUACAAGAACUCCUUGAUGAAGUACAUUGAGGUUUACGUCGUGAAGGUCAACCCACUGAAGUGCCCACAGGUGAUUGGAAGCCUCAUCGACCUGGACUGCUCAGAGGAUUUCAUUAAGACUCUGCUGCAGAAUGUCCGAGCAGCAUGUCCAGCUGAGCCUUUGGUGGAGCAGAUCGAGAAGAGGAAUCGCCUUCGUUUGAUCUUGCCAUGGCUUGAAGCUCGUGUUGCCGAAGGAAAUCAGGAUCCUCAUUUGCACAAUGCCAUGGCAAAGAUUCUGAUCGACACCAACCGCGAACCAGAGAACUUCUUGAAGACCAACGCUUUCUACGACUCCAAAAUCGUGGGCAAGUACUGCGAGGAUCGUGAUCCUCACCUGGCAUACACAGCCUACAAGCGUGCCUGGGGUUCCUGCGAUGAGCAAUUGGUGGACGUGACCAACCGCAACGGCCUCUUCCGACUGCAAGCAAGGUAUUUGGUGGAGCGCCAGAGCCCAGACCUCUGGGCCUUAGUCCUGACGCCUGACAACCAGUACCGUCGCAACGUCAUUGAUCAAGUGGUCAGCACUGCAUUGCCGGAGUCCACGAACGCAGAUGAGGUUUCUGCAACUGUCAAAGCAUUCAUCAGUGCGGAUCUUCCAACUGAACUGAUUGAGCUGUUGGAGAAGAUUGUGCUCCACAACUCCGACUUCAGCAAGAACAGGAACUUGCAGAACCUGCUGGUCCUUACGGCAAUCAAAGCUGACAAGGCACGUGUCAUGGACUACAUCAACCGCCUGGACAACUACGAUGGUCCAGAGAUUGCCAAGAUCGCCCUGGGCGAUCCUUAUGGCCUCUAUGAGGAGGCACGAGUUCGCCGCACGCAUCAACGACAAGACGGCCGGGGCACGGGUGGCCUAUUGGUGAUCGCCCUGAUUGCCCUGAUCGCCCUGACCCUCCUGGGUUUCUGGCAGGUCUGGUACAAGCUGGGCAAGGCACAGCUGGAGAACGGCAGUGUGCCUGAGUCAGUCGACUCCUACCUGAAGUCCGAGGAUGCCACUGAUUAUCUCGAAGUCAUCCAGGCAGUGUCUGCUGUCUCCUGCGUCAUGGCCAUGGCUUUAUCUUCGCUGCGCUGUCACCGGGUCGCCCGGGUCGCCCGGGUCGCUGUGCCCCUGCGAAGUAUCUUGCCACGUGGCGCCCAACUCGCCCACCGGCGAUGUUUGAGCAUCCAGGUUGCGCUUCUUGCUCUUUGCGCUGUGCUCUUCCCCUCGACUGUGCUACUGAAGGUGGAUCCUCAGUAUCCUGGCACUGCUGUGGAGCGUUUGCAGGGAAUCCAUCUCCGCGUGAAGACUUUGAGCAAAGAGGAGCUCAGUGGCGAUUGGCAGGAGGUACGCCGUCGUUUGCUAUGGGCUGGUGGACUUCGAGACUUACCAGAUGUCCCACCGGGCCAAGGCUGCACUGCGCAUUCCUUCAAUGAUGACACGCAUUGCGAUCUCACAGCCAUGCUUGGUGAAGUUUCUCACAACCAGAACGAUGGCAACAUUGAGGGCAUUGCUACUGGCAACCUUCUUGGGCCAGGAAUCCAGGUGGCUUCUUUGCCCGAAUUGGGCCCGGGGGGUUCCUGGAGCACUUGCAUCAAUGGCUGCAACUUUGAGCCACCGCAGGAUGUUGCACAUGUCCAGUUUCGAUCCAGGGUGGCCUUCAAGCUGGUGUGGUGUCCACCUGUCUUCAAGAAAUUCGUGUUGGUAGAUGAUGAAGGUGAGUACUUGGCCCAUGGUGAGCCAACUGGAGAGCUACCAAAUGAGUUCUGGAGGAAAAGAAACUAUGAGCUUGUUCGCGGUGGAAGAUAUGCUCGUGUCGCUGAGAGCUUCAAGGAGGCAGCCGAACGUGAAGAGAAUUAUGAAGAGCUGGUGCGAUACCUCACGAUGGCACGAACCAAGGUGAAGGAUUCGCAGAUUGAUGGUGAGCUCGUGUAUGCCUAUGCCAAGACUGAGCGCCUGAGCGACAUGGAGGAGUUCAUUAGCGGAACCAACACAGCCAACAUCCAGGCAGUUGGCGAUCGCCUCUAUGAUGAGAAGUUCUACAAGGCUGCGAAGAUUUUGUACGCCUCCAUCCCGAACAAUGGGCGCUUGGCCUCCUGCCACGUGCAGCUCGGAGAGUACACGCAGGCGGUGGAGGCAGCGAAGAAGGCCAACAAUCCAAAGACCUGGCAGGAGGUGAACUUGGCCUGUGUGAAGGCUGAACAAUUCCGCUGCGCAGAGAUUGCCGGCCAGCACAUCAUUGUUCAUCCCGAUCAUCUCGAAGAGGUCAUCUCCCAGUAUGAAAAGCAGGGUUGCUUCGAUGCCUUGAUGCAGCUGUUGGAGUCAGGCCUUGGCAAUGAACGUGCCCACGUUGGUAUGUACACAGAGCUGGCCACGAUGUAUGCGAAGUACAAGCCAAAGAUGCUGAUGGACUUCAUCAAGAUGAACGUGCAGAAGUUGAACAUCCCAAAGCUCAUCCAUGCAUGCGAGAGGCACUAUCACUGGGAGCAUGCGGUGUUCCUCUACACGCACUAUGACGAGUAUGACCAGGCAGCAAACACCAUGAUGGCUCACAGCCCAAUUGCGUUUGCCCAUGACCAGUUCCUGAUGAUCAUGCAGAAGGUGUCCAACAUGGAGCUGUACUACCGAGCAGUACAGUUCUACCUGGAUGAGCAGCCGCUGCAGUUGAACUCACUCCUGAGCACGAUUACACCAAAGGUCGAUCACGCUCGAGUUGUUCAACAGGUCAAGAAGGCUGGCCAGUUGCCGCUGAUCAUGCCCUACAUGAAACAGGUGCAACAGCACAACAUCGCGCCAGUGAAUGAGGCCAUCAAUGACAUCUACGUGGAUGGUGAGCAGUACGAGGAGUUGAGACAAAGCAUCGAGGUCGAGACUUGCUGGUGCAUGAUGCCGGGUUCGUCCGCUGCUCCAUGCGUGCGCGGAGCACCAGUGGGUGGCACACCUUUGCGCAGUUCUCGCACGGAGUUUCUCAACAGCUUCCGCUGGGCAGCGCGGGGCAGAGGAGCACCAAACGAGUUGGUUACAGCAUUGGGUGCUGCGGCUCAUGAGUUACCCUUGCCACCACCUUGGAGAGAGGAGAUUAGUCCCAGCAGAGCGGUCUACUUUUGGAAUCCUUCCGGCAAGUCCAGUUGGGAGCAUCCGUUGAUGGAUGUUUUCCUCCAAGUGUUGGACACUGUGAUGCAGAUCAUCCGCGACUGCCUAUCAGCCAGUGAUUUGGCAUCAGCCCUGUCGGCCCAUUUGAGAUGCGCAGAUGAAGAAGCUGUAAGAGCGCUUGAAGGUUGGUCACAGCAAGAGCAAGGUGAUUCCCAGUACUUCUACAACGCCUUCACCGGUGAAAGCAGUUGGGAAAAUCCUGCCGAGGUAGCCCAGCACAAGCUUCAUGCGCAGUAUUGGUUGUUGGCACACUUCGUGCAGCACUUCUAUGGGGAUAUGGCUCUCAGCUCUGAAGGCCGGAGCUUUCUCACUGCGCUGAGAGAGCGAGUGGAUUUGCCCGACGAGGUGAAGGACUACGCUGCCUGGAUCCAGGCAUCAGUCGCCAGCAGCUCCCCUGCACCGCCUGCGCUGCGGCAAGUGCCUACCCCCCUGCGACGGACGCGGCCUCCACUGCCGCCUCUGACUGCUCUGUCACUGAAAGUGGACGCAGCGCCGAUGGAGCCGAACCUGGCAUUUCUGGUUCGCGCACCGGCAGUCGCUGUGCCCGAGAGCGAGGAAACGAAGGCAUCCACCACUGACCAAGUACCCUUUGCGACGGUCAUUGCUAAUUUGGAAGCCAGUGACUUGGAAGCAGAAAGUGACGGCGGCAGUGGCCCAGGAGAAGCAAACUGUCUGUGCUUCUCCGGUCUUCUCUUGGUCUGCAAGCUUCAAGCCAUUCUCCGCAACUCGCAGGUGGCAGAAGACGAGCUGAAGAACGCAAGCCUUCAGGCGAGGCAAGGCGUGCUCGAACAGGACCACUAUAGCUGCAAGCCUUGCACUGCACACAGCCGCGCUUGGAUUUUGAAGCCCGAUACCCCAAGACCAAAGAUCUUGAGGCAGCGGUCCUUAGUAGGGCUUAGGCUUUGCAUGGCCUGGGCUCGACAUUUGCGGCAUGCGACUAUGCCGCUGCCAAGACGUCCCUGUCAACGCAGGGUCCUCGCCCGCAUUCCGGGCAUUUGGGAUUUCGACUCUCAUAUCAAAACGAGGCAGUAUCGACGUUCAGCUGUUGCUGCAGGGAGAUGCGAGUUCGACAACUUCGAUCAGAUUGCUUUGGCCCAAAAAUUGGAGAAGCAUGAACUUAUCGAGAUGCGUCGUAUUGCCACCCUGGUCUAUCAGAAGAACAAGCGCUACAAGCAAGCCAUUGAACUUGCUCAGCAAGACAAGAUGUACAAGGACUGCAUGGACAGUGCUAUGGCCAGUGGAAACCAAGACUUGGCUGAAGGCUUGUUGAAGUACUUUGUGGAGAAAGACAUGAAGGAGUGCUUUGCAGCAUGCCUGUACACCUGCUAUGAUUUGAUUCGCCCAGAUAUCGCCUUGGAGCUGGCCUGGAAGAGCCGCAACAUGGAUUUUGCCAUGCCUUACCUCAUCCAGGUUAUGCGAGAGUACACUGACCGAGUAAAUGCACUGGACAAGAAGACGCAGAAAAAGGAAGAAGAGGAGGAGAAGCAAAAGAGCGCUCCAAACGACUAUGUGCCAGACUACAUGAUGCCCACCAUGGGACCAGGGCUCACUGGCUUCGGAAAUUUGGCACUGACCAGUGGUCCUGCAAACAUGCCAAUGAUGUCAGAGCCCUAG
Molecule: messenger RNA, 5421 nt
Organism: Cladocopium goreaui
Lineage: Eukaryota; Dinophyceae; Suessiales; Symbiodiniaceae
Source: the annotation of a GenBank genome assembly